Messenger RNA from Aspergillus campestris IBT 28561, 4650 nucleotides. Its product is annotated as acetyl-CoA synthetase-like protein. Gene Ontology annotation, cellular component: cytoplasm. The transcript is spliced from 2 exons. The record is from RefSeq and is a predicted model, not a curated record. Gene Ontology annotation, molecular function: phosphopantetheine binding; catalytic activity. Gene Ontology annotation, biological process: secondary metabolite biosynthetic process; amino acid activation for nonribosomal peptide biosynthetic process. Bases 1 to 4650 code for a protein of 1549 amino acids. NCBI's taxonomy places the organism in Eukaryota, Fungi, Ascomycota, Eurotiomycetes, Eurotiales, Aspergillaceae.
AUGCAGACCACCAUCAUCAAUCACGCCGCUCGUCUUCUCGAGCUCCCCGUCGAGAGCAUCGAUUUAUCCUCCAGCUUCGUCAAUCUCGGUGGCCACUCGCUGGUCGCCCUCGGACUGGCUUCCGCCUGUAGCAAGGAUGGCAUCCAGUUGACCCUUGAGUCUAUUCUCCUGAGCCCUUCUAUGUCCGAUCUCAUCGCCUCUGCCGUUGUUGCACCUCCGUUGCAGACUCAGACUCAGACGGAGACUCAGACUGAGACUCUGACUCAACCUCCAUCUCAACCUCGGAUGGUUGAAAAGAGAAUCGAGCAAGUCACAGCGUGUGCCGACGCGACCCUGACCGAAAUGCAGCUCUCCUUCCUCCACAGCCACCAGACAUCGCCCGGAUCCAACAUGAUCAACUUCUUCGAGACCUACCAGACUACUCAUCUCCCCAUCGUCAAGGCCGCCUGGCAGAACGUCAUCCAGACGGAGGACAUUUUCCGCAUGUUCUUUGACGCGGACGACUGCCACGAACAGCCCACCGCUCCGUUCAAGUGGACCGAAACGAUUGUCUCCUCUCGGGAAGAGUAUGAGGUCGCUCUGCGCAAGGAUGUCGAUCCGGGGGGAAUCGAAUGCUCCUUUGACAUUGUUACUCUCCCGGCGGCCGGCAUCAGCACUAUCGUCUGGCGCGUCCACCACGCCUUUGUAGACGGCAUGUCUGGUCAGCUCGUCCACGGCAAGGUCCGCGAUGUCAUUGCAGGCCGCACCAUCACCCCCGGCACUCCGUUCCGCAGCGUCGCCAAUGACCUCCGCCGUCUGCAGCAGGAAGACCAGCAGAAGCACCAGCAGUUCUGGGCUCAGCAGAAGAAGCAGCAUCCGCAGCCCGUCGGAGAGCUCGUCCUCCCCCCUGUCCGGGAGGAGAUACCCGCUGGAAUCGACAGCAUCGCAUUCUCCAUUCCGCUCGCCGAGAUUUCCGCCCACGCCCGUCAGACCGGAGUCUCCUUGGCCGCCUGGUAUCACGCCGCCUGGGCCAUGGUCCUCUCCCUCUACGCCGACUCGGACUCGGUCGUCUUUGGCACCGUCCUGUCUGGCCGCAACCUUCCCAUCGCGGGCGUGCAGGACACCAUUGGCCCUCUACUCAAUGUGCUUCCCUUCCACGUUGCCCUGGAUCGCCAGAUGUCGACCCGCGACUUCCUGCGCACCAUUUUUGCCCACUCUGUGCAGCUGGCUACGGUCCAGAGUUCUCUGCCCGACGACGGCUACAGCAGACACUUCACCUCGGCAAUUGCCAUGGAGUUUGAGAUGGAGGCGACCGACGACUGCCCGGUCCGCCCAGUGGAGAAGUCCUGGUUCCGCGUAGUCCCCGACACUCCACUGUCGGUCUACACCACCUACGACGGCACUCUCCGUCUCUGCUUCCGGCCGCAGCAGUACAACCGUCAAGACAUCCAACUACUGGCUGACCACUUCCAAAAUGCCAUCCUCUCCCUGCUGUCAGAUCAGUCCAUGGGCCAGUCCAUGGCAGGGCUGAUGACCGACGGCUGUAGGGACACGCUGAUGCAGUUCGGCAACUGCAACAACGACUUGACCUCGCUUAGCUCCAUCCACGACGAUCUCGUCACGCUGUUUGAGCGUGCGGUUCGCGAAACCCCCGAGGGCAUUGCGGUCGAAAAGGCCGGCGUCCAGCUGACCUACGCUGAGAUGGACCGAAAGGCCACCGUCCUGGCUGAGCGGAUGGAUAUCCAGCCGGGCGAAGUCGUCUGUGUGCUGGCAGACCGGUCGGUCAACUGGAUCAUCGCCAUCUACGGGAUCCUCAAGGCCGGUGGCGUGUACUCUGCGCAAGAACCCGGCCUGCCUGACCACAUCCGCAGCGUCAACUUCCAGACCGCUGGUGGAACGCUCUAUCUCGUGCCGGAAAAAUCCCAGAGGCACUUCAAGCCCGACACCUGCAACCGCUGCCUGUCUGUCGAGGAGCUGACUCAAGAAAUUCCCGCCGAUCUUGUUCCCAGUCAUCGCCCCGGCCCCCGUCCCGAAGACAACGCCUACUUGUGCUUCACUUCCGGCUCGACUGGCAAGCCUAAGGGCGUCAUGUGCCACCAUGCCGGACUGGUUGCCUUCCAGUCGGACCUCGAAGUCAGACUGUUUGCUGCUCCCGGCCAGCGCAUCUCGCAGCUCAUGUCCCCGGCCUUCGACGGUAGCAUCCACGAGAUCUUCUCCGCCCUGUGCUACGGAGCCACGCUCGUCCUGGCCGAGGGGGUCAACCCCUUUGCCCAUUUGAAGAAGAGCAAUGCUGCGAUCCUGACCCCCUCUGUCGCCAAGAUCCUCACCCCUAAGGAUUUCCCCGAUCUCCGAACCGUCUAUCUAGUCGGCGAGCAGGUGCCCCAGUAUGUCAACGAUGUCUGGUCUUCUGCCACCACGCUAUACAACAUGUACGGCCCCACAGAGGCCACUUGCGGUGCCACCAUCACGCGUCUGCUCCCCGGCCAAACCGUCACUAUUGGCGGUCCCAACCCCACCACUCGCAUCUACAUUCUCGGCCAGAGCCAGCAGCUCCUGCCUCCCGGGGUCGUGGGAGAGAUCUACUGUGCCGGGGUGCAGGUGGCCAAUGGAUACAUUCAACGCCCCGAACUGACCGCCGAGCGCUUCCUGCCCGACACCAUCACCAAUCGUCCCGGAGAGAAGAUGUACCGCACUGGAGACCGUGGCUUCUUCACAAGAUCCGGUCAGGUUGAAUGUCUGGGCCGCAACGACCGCCAGAUCAAGCUGCGCGGCUAUCGCACCGACCUCAACGACCUUGAGACCCGUGUGGCGCAAGCCAUCCACGAGUCUACGGCCGUCGCCAUCUGCCCUAAGGACGACUACCUGGUCGCCAUGAUUCAGCCUGAGACUCUCGAUGUGGCCGAUGUCCGCAGCCGCAUGUCCCAGGUGCUCCCUGUGCACGCCAUGCCUCGUCGCAUCAUGGUCGUCGACAAGUUCCCCAUGACCCCUGCCGGCAAGCUCGACUACAAGGAGAUUGCCAACCAGUGCACCGCAGCCCCCCCGCAGCCGGCAGCUUCCAAGAAGUCGCAGUUGUCGAGCAAGACCGAGAUAGCCCUGGCCGAUCUGUGGAAGGAACUGCUCUCCCUGGGCUCUGACUCGGACAUUGUUACUCCCGAGUCCAGUUUUGUUUCCCUGGGCGGGCACUCAGUCGUCCAGCUGCGCCUGGCCAGCAAGAUCUCCAAGGCUUAUGGCGUGAAGAUGCCCGUCACCCGCAUCGUCGAGUCGGCCAAUCUCUCCGAGCUGGCCAAGACGCUCGACGGCCUUAUCACGAACGUGCCCACGACCCAGACACAAGCCCUCAAGCCCCUGGGCCGCAACAAUAUGUCUCCCAUCGAGUGUGAAUGGCUGGACAAGUAUCACCUCGAGCUGGGUACAUCAGCCUUCAAUGUGACGUUCGCCUGCAAGAUCGACAGCUCCAAAGUCGACGUCGACCAGCUGAUCGCCUGCUGGAACGCCGUCCUCGCCCGCCACGACAUCUUCCGCAGCCGCUCACACCUCGAUUACCGCGGAAAGGGACCCCGCCGCGUAUACGCUCGCUAUUCCCCGCAGGUGAUGCGGGUGCAGGCCUUCAACCUCUGGCGCGAGGCCAACCGCCCCUUCCAUCUCGACCGCCAACACCCGAUCCGGGUCAUCGUGUCCAAGACAAUGAUGCUCGCCUCGAUGAGCCAUCUGAUCGCCGAUCUGACCUCCCUGCAGGUCAUCCUGGCCGAAGUCAUCCGUCUGUAUCGCGGCCAGGGCCUGGGGCCCAUCAGGCGCCGCUACCACGAGACCACCCAAUGGAGCACCCCGGCGACAACCGCCGAGACCGCCUGGUGGACGCAGUAUCUCGACGGCGCCGUCACACACCGCGACUACAGCAUUCCCAACCUCACCCACCGGUCCAGCUACGGCGGCCAGACCCACAUGGCCAAGCUAAGCAAGACCCUAGCCACGCGCGCCAUCCAGUUCUCCGAAGCCACCAGCACCACGCUGCACCAGCUAGCCCUAGCCGCAGUCGCCCUAGCGCUCCAGUGCACCCGCAACGACAGCGACAUCGUCCUCGGCGGACCCUACUUCAACCGCGGCCAAGACGACCUCGAGACCGUCGGACUCUUCCUCGAGCCGAUCCCCAUCCGCAUCCAGUUUCCAGGCACCCGGGACACCAGCGCCGCCUCGACUCAAUCCUUCGUCCGCGCGGUACAGCGGGCGAGCCAGUCGGCCAUCGCCCAUGCCAUCCCCUGGAACCAGCUGCUGGAGGCCGUCGGCGUUCGCCCAACCUUCCCCGACCACCCGCUUCUAGACGUGAUGGUAACCUUCCACGACGACCGCACAUCGCCCAAGAUGCCCGUGGACGGGCUGGACCCGGUAAUCACGUACAACAAGGGCUCCAAGUUUGCGCUUCUGGUUGAAUUCUGCGCCGUUUCCAACGGGACGAUUCUGAUGCGGCUCGAGCACGACACCGAGUGCGUCCCCGCGGAGAGGAUUCAGGUUGUGGAGAGGAUGAUCCUCGAGGCGCUGCGCAUGGUGGUUGAGGGCGUGGGAUAUACGUCUAUCAAGGAGAAGUUGAGGACGAUGACUGCCAUGCCUGGUCGGAACUCCAAGGCCAUGCCUGGAUAUUUUGGAAAGGGGCUUGCGGAGAUACGGAGCGAAUAG